Messenger RNA from Cebus imitator (Panamanian white-faced capuchin), 3088 nucleotides. It is a transcript of the gene SMOC2, whose product is annotated as SPARC related modular calcium binding 2. Gene Ontology annotation, molecular function: calcium ion binding; protein binding; extracellular matrix binding. Gene Ontology annotation, cellular component: basement membrane. The coding region runs from base 216 to 1589 and encodes 457 amino acids. The transcript has 13 exons. Gene Ontology annotation, biological process: extracellular matrix organization. Lineage: Eukaryota; Metazoa; Chordata; Mammalia; Primates; Cebidae. The record is from RefSeq and is a predicted model, not a curated record.
UUGACAGGAGCGAGGGCGGCAGCCGAGGACGCGGAGGACCGCUGGGUGCCUGCAGGGGAGCUGCUCAGCCAGGCCCGGGAGCGGUGGGGAGAGACUGCGGAGCCGCCCCCUCCACGCGCCGCGCUCACCCACGGGGCUCUCCCGGCUGCAGUGCCAGGGCGCAGGGCGCGGCCGACCUUCCGCCCCCGCCACCCCCACCGCCCCCGCCACCCACCAUGCUGCUCCCCCAGCUGUGCUGGCUGCCGCUGCUCGCCGGGCUGCUCCCGCCAGCGCCCGCGCAGAAGUUCUCGGCGCUCACGUUUUUGAGAGUUGAUCAAGACAAAGACAAGGAUUGCAGCUUGGACUGUGCGGGCUCGCCCCAGAAACCUCUCUGCGCAUCUGAUGGCAGGACCUUCCUUUCCCGUUGUGAAUUUCAACGUGCCAAGUGCAAAGACCCCCAACUAGAGAUUGCAUAUCGAGGAAACUGCAGAGAUGUGUCCAGGUGUGUGGCCGAAAGGAAGUACACCCAGGAGCAAGCCCGGAAGGAGUUUCAGCAAGUGUUCAUUCCAGAGUGCAAUGGCGACGGCACCUACAGCCAGGUCCAGUGUCACAGCUACACAGGAUACUGCUGGUGCGUCACGCCCAACGGAAGACCCAUCAGCGGCACCGCCGUGGCCCACAAGACGCCCCGGUGCCCAGGUUCCACAAAUGAAAAGUUACCCCAACGUGAAGGCACAGGAAAAACAGUCUCCUUGCAAAUCUUUUCCGUUCUGAAUUCAGAUGAUGCCGCAGCUCCGGCGUUGGAGACUCAGCCUCAAGGAGAUGAAGAAGAUAUUGCAUCACGUUACCCUACCCUUUGGACUGAGCAGGUUAAAAGUCGGCAGAACAAAACCAAUAAGAAUUCAGCGUCGUCCUGUGACCAGGAGCACCAGUCGGCCCUGGAGGAGGCCAAGCAGCCCAAGAACGACAACGUGGUGAUCCCGGAGUGCGCGCACGGCGGCCUCUACAAGCCGGUGCAGUGCCACCCCUCCACAGGUUACUGCUGGUGCGUCCUGGUGGACACCGGCCGCCCCAUCCCCGGCACGUCCACGAGGUAUGAGCAGCCAAAAUGUGACAACACGGCCAGGGCCCACCCAGCCAAAGCCCGGGACCUGUACAGAGGCCGCCAGCUGCAAGGUUGCCCUGGUGCCAAAAAGCAUGAGUUUCUGACGAGCGUUCUGGACGCGCUCUCCACGGAUAUGGUCCACGCCGUCUCUGACCCCUCCUCCUCGUCAGCCAGGCUCUCGGAACCCGACCCCAGCCACACCCUGGAGGAGCGGGUGGUGCGCUGGUACUUCAAACUGCUCGACAAAAACUCCAGCGGGGACAUCGGCAAGAAGGAAAUGAAGCCCUUCAAGAGAUUCCUUCGGAAAAAAUCGAAGCCCAAGAAAUGCGUGAAGAAGUUCGUGGAGUACUGUGACGUGAAUAACGACAAAUCCAUCUCCGUGCAGGAGCUGAUGGGCUGCCUGGGCGUGGCCAAGGAGGACGGCAAAGCCGACACCAAGAAGCGCCACACCCCCAGAGGUAAUGCUGAAAGUUCGUCUAAUAGACAACCAAGGAAACAAGGAUAAAUGGCUUACACACCGAAGGCAGUUCCUAGACAUGUGGGAAAUUCCCUCACCAAAGAGCAAUUACAGAAACACAUAGUAUUUGCACUUUGUACUUUAAAUGUAAAUUCACUUUGUAGAAAUGAGAUAUUUAAACAGACUGUUUUAAUCUGUGAAAAUGGAGAGCUGGCUUCAGAAAAUUAAUCACAUACAAUGUAUGUAUCGUCUUUUGACCUUGGAAAUCGGUGUGUGGUGGAGAUGUUGUAUUCGAAUGCAUUUUGGCUGGAUUUCUUCUUCGCCCUCCACGUUAGCUGUAGAGCUCUGGGCACUCUGCUUGCAAUCCUAUGGCUUCCCCAACCCCUCCCUGCUGGCGCUUCCAGGCGGCCAUGCUUACAGCAUUGUGGAAUCAAGUUGGAAGCUUCUCGUUUCCAUGGAAGUUUCUGACAUACGGCCGACCCUUCGGGCAGUUAACGUGCAGGGGUUGGUUGGUUUCUUGGGAUUUUCCGUUGGUGUGUCUUGUUUGGCUUUCCAGAGAUCUUGCUCACACAAUGAAUCACGCGACCACUAAAGCUGUCCGUUAAGUACAGGUGGUUCCCCUGGAGGAACUAAUAUUUUCAAACUGUCUUUGGUGUGAUACUUUGGCUCAAAGGAUCUCUGCUUUUCCAUUGUAAGCUUCUGUUUGAUUUUGGCCCUGGGGCUUGAAUUAGUCCUAGAGAGUCCUUUCUGCUGGUGGGAGGCUGCCUAGAAGGGGCCCAUCCUUCCGAAAAGUAAACCCAGUCCCAGUGUGACCGAGCCGGCUAACAGGCUCGUCUGGGGAGUUUUUCUCCUACACAUGGACAUUGUUCUCCUUGUCCUCCUGCCUGGUCCACCCCAGGGCUACCGGAAGGUAAAAUCUUCACCUGAACAAAUGACGAGCAGCUCCUUACUGAAGGCACAGUGGAUACAUGGUACCCAGGGGCGGGUGUCGGCAGCCAGGGAGAGGCGCCUGCAGGCCCCUGCCAUUCCUCUCUGCUUAUCUGAAUGCAUCGCGGUACAAGAACUUGCCAAUGGGACAUUCAUCAGAGUGGCCCUGACAGAGAAGGACAGGUGUGGAAUGCCCACACAGUGACCAACGGACUGGCCUGCGUGCACAGCCGCUGCCCUCAGGCCUGGGCCGGGCCUUCAGUCAGCACGCCCACUGCCUUUAAGGAACCGGUUGGAGAACAGUCAGGAGCAGGUCCUCCGGGUGCGGAUGCCAUCUUGGCUCAGAGGUUUGGUUGGAAAAAAUCUUCAUGGCCGCAAAUCCCCCGAGACGUGUCUUGUAGAAUGAUGUUGGCGGAUGCUGCAGAGACACUGACUGAGGCUUCUGACUUAUUUAAACCGUGCAAGGGAAAAACAAGGCGUUGGAGCCACAGGAAGCUCAAGUACAUGCCUGUGCCGUUAAGAAACAGUGAUGAUCCGCAACUCUUUGGAUAAUCUUUUAUAUUUCUGAUCUUUGAAUUUAAUCAUUUUUCUUACAUUAAAAUAAAAUAUGCUAUUGAAAC